AUUUCCGUUGUUAACGCGCAGGCGCAGAGGAGGAAGACGCGAUCGAUCCGACUCGAGCCCUCCUCAUGACGCGGUAGCAGCAGACAGCUGGAUAAGACCUCAGUUUCUAGGUAAAAAUGGCUGUGGAAAAGCGCUUGGCAUUCUCUAUUGUGCAGUUCCUACGAGAUCAAACACAUUGUGGUACUUUAAAUUCUGAUGAGCAGGAAAGCCUCGAAGUUGCUAUACAGUGCUUGGAGACCACCUUCAAGAUCAGCUCCAGUGACUGUCAUCUUGCAGUGCCACAGUCACUUAGAGAGAUAUUCCUCAAUGCCCUGCUCAAGAAUGACAAUCUAACCAUACCAGAGAGCUCCCCAUCUCCUGAAGACAUCGAACGAGCAGAGCUGCUUAAGAAUGAAGGAAACAAUCACAUGAAGGAGGAGAACUACAGGAGUGCAGUGGAGUGCUACACAAAGGCCAUUGAUCUGGAUCUAAGAAAUGCUGUGUACUACUGCAACAGGGCUGCAGCUCACAGUAAGCUGGGGAAUUAUACCGAAGCAACUAGUGACUGUGAGAGAGCCAUCGGGAUUGAUCCGACCUACAGCAAAGCAUACGGGAGGAUGGGGUUGGCAUUGACAGCUAUGAACAAGUAUCCAGAGGCAAUUACCUACUUCAAGAAAGCUUUGGUAUUGGACCCCGAGAAUGACACGUACAAAUCCAACCUGAAAAUCGCAGAGCAGAAGCAGAAAGAAGCAACCAGCCCUAUAGCAGCUGGACUGGGAUUUGACAUGGCUAGUUUAAUCAACAACCCAGCCUUCAUCAGCAUGGCUGCCAGCGUGAUGCAGAACCAGCAGGUACAACAGCUCAUGUCAGGAAUGAUGUCUAAUGCAGUGGGAGGCCCUGCAGCAGGAGUAGGAGGGCUCUCAGACAUUUCCAGCUUGAUUGAAGCAGGACAACAGUUUGCCCAGCAGAUCCAGCAGCAGAACCCAGAGCUCAUUGAACAGCUGAGGAACCACAUCCGGAGCCGUUCCUUUAGCGGCAGCGCCGAGGAGCACUCAUGAUCUAGUCAGCCUCAUGAUUUUUUUGUUUUUCCAAGGAAGGGCAUCCAUAUGGCGCGAUCACAAUCUCUACACCCAUUUCUUAAAGUCAGGCCCCCGGCAUAGCUGGAAUAAAGAGACAAGGAUGGGGUUUUAGGCACUUUACUGUGACUAAAGGCUCUGGAGUGGAGAUAUGAGAGCCUGGAGAUUGGACCAUGAAGUGAAGCAUCUCACACAUUUAGGACAACACAUGUAAACACUAACCAUAAAAAAGAGCCACGAAUGCAUUCAGCCUACCGACAGAAUACGAGUAACUAUUUUCUUCAGAACUUCUUUCCGUCCUUCAGAGAUCAUGUUUUCUGUGUGCUGAAAUGACCGCCCUCUUCAUGUUGUGAUUUUAGGGGUUCCUUCUGUCAAGUCAUGAUAAAUGGAGGGUUUGAGAGGAAUGUACUUUUACAGCAUUGUGGAGAGCACUUCGGCUUUCCCUCAUAAUAAUACACAUCGGGUUUAUAUGAUUUGUUUAGUCUUAUUUUUGUAGACAGAAUGCACUGUACUUGUUUAUUGGGUGAUGAACACCGUUCGUUCCUGAGACUCACAUCAGUGGUUUUCAGUGAGUACUACUUAACUUAAUUAAGACAACAGUCUAAUUGUAUACCAGUGUUUGCUGCCUGCAUUAUGUUGUUACAGCACUUUAGCUAAAAUUAACAUCCUAACUUUAAGCCUAUUUAAUUUCUGAUUAACUACUUACAGCAUAUUCAUAUUGUUCAUUUUGCAUGCUGUUGAAUCUGGUAUUUGAGAUCAGAUGCUUUAUGGAAACACAGGUAUGCUAAGGCAGCACAUUGUUUUGUCAAACCAUAUAAAUAAUAAAUGUCUUGAAACGAAACU
This is a messenger RNA of Maylandia zebra (zebra mbuna), 1898 nucleotides long. RefSeq names its product small glutamine rich tetratricopeptide repeat co-chaperone beta (gene sgtb). Gene Ontology annotation, biological process: post-translational protein targeting to endoplasmic reticulum membrane. Gene Ontology annotation, molecular function: molecular adaptor activity; protein binding. The record is from RefSeq and is a predicted model, not a curated record. Gene Ontology annotation, cellular component: membrane; TRC complex. Lineage: Eukaryota; Metazoa; Chordata; Actinopteri; Cichliformes; Cichlidae.